Messenger RNA from Drosophila mauritiana, 805 nucleotides. RefSeq lists its product as uncharacterized. NCBI's taxonomy places the organism in Eukaryota, Metazoa, Arthropoda, Insecta, Diptera, Drosophilidae. The coding region runs from base 68 to 715 and encodes 215 amino acids. The record is from RefSeq and is a predicted model, not a curated record. The transcript has a single exon.
AACUUAUCAAAAUAAAAGGUGAACUAUACAAAAUUGAUAUGUGUGUGUGUUAUAUUUCUGAUAAGCUAUGACCAGUUUUCAAAUUCGAUUGAUUUCGGACCAAAAUCUGGUCCUCGUGAACGCCCCACAUCACGAGUCGGAGGUUUUUGUACCCCAGAUAUUCAACAAGGACAUUGUGCUGUGGAACAUCGUACGAGAUCGUCGGUCGAAUCCAAAAGUCGAAUUUUGUGAAGAGCCUGUCCAGGGUCAAGACAAUGGUCAGAUCGGCCAGCGCCCACAGAUCCAGACUCGGAUAACGACGGCGACGGCAGGUCUGGCCCCCUGGGCGGUGUCCAUCGAUGGCAGUCCAUUUAGAAGAGUUGCGGAGGAAGGUUCCCGGUGUCCACUGUUUUCACUCAAGCUCAUCUCAAAUGGCAGCGUAGUGCUCGUGGAAUGUAAUGUCCACGAAUCGGAGAUCUUUCUACCGCAGAUUUGCGGUCAGUACGUAGGCAUGAAACGCAUCACCGGCCGCGAACUUUUACUGCCAUCCAAACCGAAGAUCUCUGCUAUCCAACCAGCUAAGUCCAAUUGUUUACGCAUUCAACCGACUCGCUUCUGUUCAAAAACGACCAACUUGGAUAUUCAGGCAAAAAAACGAAGGAAGCGCAAAAGUCAAGAGCAAACCAAUCACUCUGGAGCUGGGGAUCAACGAACGUUGAAGUCUGCGAAACGAUAGCCCCUCGUCAAAUUCAUUUUAUGUGUAUGUCAGUCGAAAAUAAAUUCUAAAAUUUCCUGUACCAGACCAUACGAUCGUGAUAAAAUCCAA